AUGCGUCCCGCAUCCCUUGCUCUAGCCGCAUCACUCUCUCUGGGUAGCGUAAAUGCUGCUCUGAGUAUUGUUCCCGGGGCAACCUGGACAGCUACAAACACCGGAGAACACGUACAGGCCCAUGGAGCCGGCAUCAUCGAGGAGAAUGGCGUUUACUAUAUGAUUGGCGAAGAAAAGACCGACGGCGCGUUGUUCCAGGCUGUCAACUGUUACUCAUCAACCAACUUGGUCGAAUGGAGCUUCGAAGGACGUCUUCUGACCCGCACUGAAGAAGCUGGCGAUCUCGGCCCCAACCGUAUCAUCGAGCGGCCCAAGGUUACCAAGAACGAUGUUACUGGCAAAUACGUCCUCCAUCUCCACGUUGACUCGUCAGACUACAAGGAUGCGCGUGUCGGUGUCGCGACAGGCGACACUGUCUGCGGCGAGUAUGAGUACAUCCGGAGCUUCCGUCCCUUUGGCUUCCAGAGCCGUGACAUUGGUAUCUUCAAAGACGAUGAUGGCGCUGGUUAUCUCUUAUCCGAGGACCGCGAGUACGGAACCCGUAUCAUCAAGCUUACAGAGGACUAUCUGGAUGUUGCUGAGGUGACUUUCGGUUGGGAGUAUUUCGCCGAGUCGCCCGCCCUCGUCAAGCGCAAUGGCACAUAUUUCAUUUUCGGCUCUCACCUCACAGGCUGGAACCCCAACGACAACGUCUACAGCCACGCCACAUCCCUUUCCGGCCCCUGGUCUGAGUGGACCGAGUUUGCUCCCGUCGGUUCUACCACCUAUAGAAGUCAAGUCAGCUUCGUCCUCCCGUUAGGCACAGACAAGGCCAUCUACAUGGGAGACAGAUGGCACUCGACGAACCUUGCCGCAAGUACCUACAUCUGGCUUCCUCUGCAGAUCGACGGCACCACUGCAAAGCUCGACUGGCAUGACUCUUGGAAUGUGGAUGUCGAGGCAGGCGCCUGGUCUGAGUCGACAGUCACAACCGAGAUUGAAGGGGAGACCGCCGAGCUGACCAACGGAGCUCGCGUUGUCGCCUGCUCGCAGUGCAGCGGAUCAUCGGCAGCGGGAUACCUGGGCGGAGAUAUUGAUGGGACCGCCACCUUCAACUUCAGCGUUGCCCAGGCCGACCGUGUAACGCUGAUUGUCAACCACAAGAACGGCGACAUGGCUUCUCGAUAUGCUGCGGUGUCAGUCAACGGCAAGGAACAGUCUGUAGCUUUUCUGUCCACGUCUCAUCUGUCUACCACGGGGAGCAGCGCUAUUCAUGUCGAUGUCCAGCAGGGUCAGAACACCGUGAUCUUCUCGAGAUCUGAAGGCUGGGGCCCGGAUGUUGACCAGCUCGUUGUUCCCAGUGCCUGA
Molecule: messenger RNA, 1347 nt
Organism: Colletotrichum graminicola M1.001
Lineage: Eukaryota; Fungi; Ascomycota; Sordariomycetes; Glomerellales; Glomerellaceae
Product: glycosyl hydrolase family 43 protein
Exons: 5
Coding region: 1-1347 (448 amino acids)
Biological process (GO): carbohydrate metabolic process
Molecular function (GO): hydrolase activity, hydrolyzing O-glycosyl compounds
Source: RefSeq, a predicted model, not a curated record